Molecule: messenger RNA, 711 nt
Organism: Rotaria sordida
Lineage: Eukaryota; Metazoa; Rotifera; Eurotatoria; Philodinida; Philodinidae
Source: the annotation of a GenBank genome assembly
AUGACAACAUUCAAGCGUUAUAUUAAUACUUCAUUACUUCCUGAUGAUAUUUUUUCUUAUACUGAUGCACAAUUCUACGAUAUUGUCAAACGAAUUGUAGGUGAAAGUGCAGCAGAAUUGCUUGAAAUACAAUCUAUUCGUAGUCCUGAUUCACUUUUACUAAUACCAGAUGUUUUUGCCAUUCUGAAUAUUAAAUGUAUGGCUUUAAAUUCAUUAAAAGAAAAAAUACGCUCGAAGUCAGAUAAUGAUUUAUACAUAGUGAAACCAGGCAUUAAGAGUUUAAUGAAUUACUUUUGUGAAUUGAUUAUCAAGAAACAAGAUGAAGAUAUGAAAUUGUUAAGAAAGAAAAAAAAGUUAUAUAAUUCUACUAUUUCGUCUAAUAAUGCUGACUCAUCUGAUAUGAAUGAAACCUCAUCUGAUCAACAGCAACAAAUGUCUUCAUCUACCGCAGCAAAGAUUGUUCGAUCAACAUCUACUGUACCAGUCAAUGAAAAUUAUCAUCGAAAUUUUAUUUUAAAGUCUAUCACCAAUUGGUGUCAAAGGCAUUCUUCAAAAGUAUCAUUAUCUGAAGGUGUUGAUUAUCAUUUAUUUCUUACACGAUCAAGCGAUACAAACUUCACAGCAAAAAUAAAAUUAGAAGGUAGUGUAAAACGUUCUGCCACGCACGACGUUGCUCAGAAAAAACGAUUUCAUCAUGCUCAUUCAAAAUGA